This is a messenger RNA of Ambispora leptoticha, 1023 nucleotides long. NCBI's taxonomy places the organism in Eukaryota, Fungi, Glomeromycota, Glomeromycetes, Archaeosporales, Ambisporaceae. The record is from the annotation of a GenBank genome assembly.
AUGAAUCCAAAAGACAAAAAUUUAUUAUCAUCCUCAUCUGUAUCCUCUAUUUCGUCUUUAUCAACAGAAUCUAUAUCUCCAGUCUCUCAGGACAAUGAUGAACCUGUCAUCGUUAAAGAACUCUUAAAUAUAUUCAAUGAAAUGAGUGAUAAUUACGAAGAUGACAGAAUAAUUGCAAUCAGAAUUCGAAAAUAUUUACUUGACAAUGAUAUUCAUCAGAAUGAAUUUUUUGAAAUGCUAUCGAGAUCCCAAAACACACCAAGAAGUAUUUCAUUUUUGGCAUUUUUGUAUUGUCGGGGGAUUGGAGUUGCCGAGAAUAAAGAAAAAACUUUUGAGGUUUAUCAAAUUGCUGCAAAUAUGGACGAUGCUUUAGCCCAAAAUCAAUUGGGAUGGUGCUAUUACUAUGGAAUUGGAACUAAAGUUAACUAUGAUAAAGCAUUUGAAUGGUUUCAGAAGUCUGCAAAGACUUAUGCGACGGGGCAAGGAUGGCUUGGAGUAUGCUAUUCAAGAGGGCAUGGAGUAAAACAAGACUAUGAUGAAGCUUUUAAAUGGUACAAAAUGGCAGCUGAUGCUGGUGACCAAUGGGGAGCAUUCCACGUCGGGCAUUAUUAUAGAGAAGGAAUAGCUGUAGCCAACCCCAACCAAAAAGAAGCCGUAGCUUAUUACCGAAAAUCUGCAGAGAAACAAAACAUCACUGGUCAAUACUGGCUCGGAUACUGUUACACGGAAGGAAUAGGUGUCGAAAAGGAUGAGAAACAAGGAUUCGACUGGUUCAAAGUUGCUGCAGAUCAGGGAAGCGGGUUUUGUCAGUUUCAGGUUGGAUGUUGUUACCGUGAUGGAAUUGGAGUUAAAAAAGAUUGCAGAAAAGCAUCGUAUUGGUUCCAACUUGCUGCGAAUGAAGAACCAACUUUUUAUUAUUUGGGGGAUUUUUAUCAAACAGGAACUGGGGUAGUGUGUGAUAUUCAUCGUGCAUUGCGAUUGCUACGAAAAGCAAAGGAAAGCGAACACAUAGCGCUGUAUUAA